This is a messenger RNA of Macrosteles quadrilineatus (aster leafhopper), 2979 nucleotides long. RefSeq names its product dnaJ homolog subfamily C member 3 (gene P58IPK). The record is from RefSeq and is a predicted model, not a curated record. NCBI's taxonomy places the organism in Eukaryota, Metazoa, Arthropoda, Insecta, Hemiptera, Cicadellidae. Bases 126 to 1601 code for a protein of 491 amino acids. The transcript is spliced from 11 exons. Gene Ontology annotation, cellular component: endoplasmic reticulum. Gene Ontology annotation, molecular function: misfolded protein binding; protein-folding chaperone binding. Gene Ontology annotation, biological process: protein folding in endoplasmic reticulum.
CUGUUAUCUUGUGGAUGUGGAUGGAGUAUAUUAUUUUGAAUUAUGGUAGUGGACGUGGGGUAGUAAAAAUUAUUUACCUUCUUUAAGUUUACUUGAGGACCGGUGUUUUAGAACUGGGGUGAAGCAUGGAAUAUUUUCAAUCAUCUUGGAAGUUUUAUUCAGCAUGCAUGUUUAUAUUCUCUUUGGAUGUGUUAAUAUCAGUAAAGCAAUCGCUCGCCAUUCCACAAGCUGAGAUAGAUAAACAUUUGGAAAUGGGAAAACUUUUCCUCUCCAAGGGUCAGCUACAAGAUGCUCUUUCGCACUACCAUGCGGCUGUUGAGGGGGAUCCAAAUAACUAUUUGACCUUUUUCAAGAGAGGCACAGUAUACCUGGCCUUAGGUAAGGCCAAACUGGCCAUCUCAGAUCUCGACAGAGUUUUGGAACUCAAACCAGACUUCACAGCUGCAAGGCAUCAAAGGGCAAAUGUCUUUUUAAAACAGGGAGACCUUCAUCCAGCCAAAGAAGACUUCACGGUUGUUUUUGAAGCAGAGGUAACCAAUGAGAUUCAAGAGUAUAUCCAGAAAAUAGACGUCCUCCAAAGGCACAUGGAACAUGCUAGGCAGCACAUUGAGGAACAAAACUACGAACAGUCACUGGAACUGUUGACACUAGUUCUCGAGGAUUGCCCUUGGUCAUACGAGAUGAGAGAACUACGGUCGUUGGCUUACAUGAGGAUGGGAGACUCAACGUCGGCCAUCUUGGAUCUGAGGUCGGCUAACAAGCUGCAGGCUGAUAGCACUGAUGGCUACCUCAAAUUGGCCUUGCUUCACUACCAGCUGGGUCAGGCACAAGAGUCACUUCGAGAAGUGCGAGAAUGUCUGAAACUAGACCCAGAACACAAAGACUGUUUUCCUCAUUACAAGAAAGUGAAAAAGGUUGACAAAUUAAUAAACGACUGCCAUAAUGCGGUGGAAGAGAAGAAUUACGCAGACUGCAUUGACUACGCUCUCAAGUUGUUGAAGGCCGAGGAACAAGUAGAGAUGAUCCGGUAUGUUGCCAAAGAGAAGUUGUGCCACUGUUACCUACACACUGACCAGGUGACACCUAGCCUGCAGAACUGCCGUGAGGCGCUGGAGAUACACAGGGACCCUGCUGUGUUGUGCGACCGAGCCGAGGGAUAUCUGGCGUCAGACAUGUUCGAUGAAGCAAUUAAGGACUACCACGAAGCAUUGGAUAUAAACAAGGACUUUCAUCGGGCAAAAGAAGGUAUAAAGAGAGCACAGAAACUACAGAAGAUGUCUGAAAGGAGAGACUACUACAAAAUCCUUGGCGUGGGAAGAAGAGCUUCAAAAUCAGAAGUAACCAAAGCUUACAGAAAAUUAGCUCAGAAGUGGCAUCCAGACAAUUUUCUAGAUGAAGAUGAAAAGAAAAAGGCUGAAAAGAAGUUUAUGGACAUUGCUGCUGCCAAAGAAGUUCUAACAGAUCCAGACAAAAGGGCCAAGUUUGACCAGGGUGAAGACCCCUUGGAUCCAGAGAACCCGCAUAACCAGCAGAACGGGUUCAAUCCCUUCCAACAGUUCCACGGCUUCCACGGCAGCCACUUCAAGUUCCACUUCAACUAGUGAACCAGAUUCAGAGUAGAAAAUAAUGUUUUAAUACAGUGACUACAGUGAUCAUUUCCAUGUCAAGUGAGGUUACUUUAUUAUCAGUUGUGUUGUUGCUGUGAUCUCCGUGUAUGUGUGAACACAAAUGUUUUAUUUAAGUCAGGGAAUACUUUCUCGGAACAAUAAAAUGCUUCUAUCUGAAAUGUAUAUUUUAACUGUAAAAACAUGGUGCUCCCUAUAAUGCCAUACAGGAACAUUUUUAAAUGUGAAUGAAAACGCUCAACUUUCAUGUGAGGUUUUCAAUUUAAAUAUGUGAAAAUGUUUGAAUUGGAGAUAUUAACUUCUUGGAUUGUUAUUUUCAUUGAACAUCAAACCUUGUAAAUUCCAUUCAUCCAUUCUGCCUUACUUCAGAGGUCACGUUCCGUACAAAACAUUUGUACAUAUGCCACAUUGUACUGUGAUGUGUUAUCUAGUUUUCUAUUUUUGUCACUUUGAUAUUGUUUUAUUUAUUUAAUUUUUGUUUUUGUACACUUCUCCAAAUGUGUAUUUAUAUAUUUAUCAUAUCAUUUUAGUGCUAUAAUUGUUUUUGAAUAGUUAUAUAGCAAAUUGUAAAACUUCCAUGCUUUGAAGUUUAAUCAGAAUUUAUAAUUUUUAUGUUUGUAGCCAAAGAGUUGUCCUGCCUUUUGAUAAUCGGUUCAGGCACACAACAAUCAAGUUUGCUGUGUAUAAAUUUCUAUAUCUGUACAAAUAUAAUAUCCAUUGGUUACCUUUGUCCCCCAUAAAUUUCAGGUUGAUUUGAUAAUCAAACAUAUUUUUAUGUUAAGCUCUACAUUUGUCAUGUCUUCUAAUUUACACGUCUUCUAAUGAUGGGUUUCAGUUCUAAAAUCAGUGAUUGGAUGUAGAUCAAGUGAUUGCUUUUAUCAUCUACACAUGUCACAUUUGUAGCUGUGGUAUGAAUUUUUGCUCACUCAGAAAUAAGCACAAAGUAAUACUGUCUUCUUGAAUGAUUAACCAUAAAAUCUGAAAGUUUCUCCUAGUUAAAAACUAAAACUAUCAGAACUCUAUCUUAACUACCCAAAUCUAGUUCUUCAUUCAUAGGAUUAUGUUUGAAAAACACAGUAUGUUAAAUGUCUGUUAUAUGUUUAUGAGUUUAGUUCAAGCCAGUUUUAACUUAUUUGUACCUGUAACUUUAAUGAACGGAAUUUUCUGGACCAUAGGUUUUGUUUUAUAUACAUAAAAAGCCAUUGUCUUAGAAUGUGAAUAUUACAUACGUCAAUCUUGAAACCUGUGUUAGGCUAUAAUUCGUUUUAGUCUUAAAUUUGUUUUGCCAUAAUUUAGUCGUGUACAAAAAUGUAUCAUACUGAUAUGUACAUAAUAAAUAAGUUACUAAUUUAAA